AUGGACCUGGAGCCACCCGCGACCGAUGAAGAAUGGGCCCGAUAUUUUGGCGAAAUUCGUACAGUGCCUACUCGAACUUCUCAGAAUCGUACCAGACAGAUUGCUGACAUUGUUGAUGACGUAGCCGCAGGGAGAACCUCUUGUAAAAAGGACACUAGCAGCCAAAACGCUGAUUUCUGCCCUCACUUAUGGGAACCACCGCGAAUUCCCAAAGUUUCGAGUAUUGCCCAGCAUAUAAUGACGAAAUUCUGUGCCAAACUAGAUACCAUGAGUGCUGAGGAGCGAGAAAAGCUAGAGAGACCGCUUCUCGAAAGUUUGUCUCGCCAACCUAAACUUCCCAAUCCGCCACAACAUCGCGGCGAAAGCACAGACGAGGAUCAUCAGCACAUCAGAAAUAAGAGAAGAGGUGGAAGAAGAAAAUUACCGAAAUCAGUGAAUUGUCAACUUUCAAAAGAACCAACCUAUGCAAAUCGGCGCCUACAACAGCUAUCGUCUGUAUUGUCAACACCUUUACAAACUGACACCAGUUGUGUUUCGGCUGCUCAGGUACGUUAA
Molecule: messenger RNA, 555 nt
Organism: Cooperia oncophora
Lineage: Eukaryota; Metazoa; Nematoda; Chromadorea; Rhabditida; Trichostrongylidae
Source: the annotation of a GenBank genome assembly